This is a messenger RNA of Myxocyprinus asiaticus (Chinese sucker), 4037 nucleotides long. It is a transcript of the gene apbb2b, whose product is annotated as amyloid beta (A4) precursor protein-binding, family B, member 2b. Gene Ontology annotation, biological process: regulation of DNA-templated transcription. Gene Ontology annotation, molecular function: amyloid-beta binding; transcription factor binding. The record is from RefSeq and is a predicted model, not a curated record. The transcript is spliced from 19 exons. Gene Ontology annotation, cellular component: cytoplasm; nucleus. The coding region runs from base 354 to 3005 and encodes 883 amino acids. Lineage: Eukaryota; Metazoa; Chordata; Actinopteri; Cypriniformes; Catostomidae.
AGAAGAGAAUAGGAGAGAGAUAGAGAGAUAGAGAGAGAGAGAGAGAGAGAGAGAGAGAGAGAGAGAGGUAAAACAGAAAAAAAGGAGGAGAACGGGAGAAGGUGCUGACAUUUGAGUGGAUGCACCUCAUUUUAAUGUGACAGAAGCACAUCUACCUGCAAAAAUACAGCAUAUAGUUUUCAGAGUGCUUCCAUGGUGAUGAUAUACGUGUCUGGUGCUGAAAUGGCCGAAAACUUAAUGGUGCGCUAAUUCAACACCAUGGCCCUGGAGGCUCUGUGGAGAUACCCACAAUCCUCAGCUCCCUGAUUUAUACUGACAGCGUCUCAGGCUCAAGGAGAAAACGUGUCCAAGCUAUGAUGUCAGUCUGCGUGCCCUCACCACGUAACUCCUCUCCCACUGUGGAUGUAGCCAAUCGCAACGGGUCCCAGGCAACUCCACCCACUUCCCUCAGCCUGCGUUCCUCACACAAUGAACUGCUUAGUGGUGAUGUCAUCAAGCAGGGUCAGGCCACGCCCCCUAAGUGUCGGAAGAAGUAUGCACUCACGAGCAUUCAGAGCGCGAUGGGACUCGGUGAAGGCAUGACGCCACCGUCAUCUUCUUCAGCAUCUACUGCCAAUCCAAAACUGGCCAAAAAUGGUGCGAAUCAGUUACGUAAAGCUGCGGAACGACAGGAUCACAACAAGAACACCUCCAAAGAAGACGAAGAUGGAAACACAGCUGCUGAAUCAGAGCUCAACGGUGAUGAUGAAUUAAAUGUUGAAUUAAGCUUUGAUAGUGAGUCUAACAUUGACUUUGAUCUCAAUAACGAGCUUGUUAACGAGGAUGUAAAUGAGUUGGUUAAUGAUGACACUAUUGAGGAGGGCCAUGUUCAGUCUAUGGAGAAUUGUGAUGACCUGCUCAUUCUGCCUGAGAAAACUGAGAUUGUCUCAGACAUGAAGUCCCCCGAGCACCUUAAGACCAAGAGUUACCUGCAGUCAUGCCUUAAUGACCUGUCAUACGACCGACCUGAUACGCAGGAUGAUGAUGUCACAAAGCCUUUGCUGGAAAAAGAAAAGAAUCCCUGUCCCACGUCUCCAAGGAAACAGCAGAGCCCCGAAGACACACCCCUACUGUCUGUCGGCUCUUCAUCUUCUUCUUCCUCCCCAGAGACGAAAAAAGACAGACCACGGACGGGAGCCAAGACGGAUCGUGCACUAAACCGUAUCCAGAACCUGCCACACAGCGACGAGGAGUCCAGCUGGACCACAUUGUCUCAGGACAGUGCAUCGCUGGGCUCACCAGAGGAUAGCGAUAUCUGGGGGGAGCAGUCAUUUCAGACAGACCCUGAUUUGCCUCCAGGAUGGAAGAUGAUGACAGACAUGGCUGGUAUUUAUUACUGGCACAUUCCAACAGGCACCACACAGUGGCAGAGACCCAUCCCAUGCCAUCCGGUGCCAACCGGACCCAAACAUGCCAGCCGUAAACACUCCCUGGGCUCCUUAUCACCCUCUCCCACCCCGGAUCAUGAGUCAAUGUCUCAUGCCGAUGUGUUUUUUGGAGCAUCGAGUCAUUCAGGCAGCACCACUUCUGAGAGCUCCUCUGACCCUGCCCCCGUCCCGUCCUCUUCAUGUCUUGAACCCAUCCCCAUCCUCUCCUCAAACUCUUCUGUAUCCUCUGACAGCAAUGUUCCUUCCUGUGGAUUUGUCAACAGCUGCUACUUUCCUCGUUCUUCAUCCCUACAGAUAAUGCCAGGGAAGGACAGACACUCUGAGAUGCGCCAUCGGGAAGAGGACAAGAAACAGCCAUGGAGUGAUUUUGCAGUGGGAAAGAUUGAUAGUGAGAUCUGGAAGGAUCUACAAGCGGCAACAGUGAACCCUGACCCCAGUCUAAAGGAAUUUGAAGGAGCAACUCUCCGCUAUGCCUCCCUCAAGCUACGAAACCCUGCUCCCAUUGAAGAGGAAGAUUCCAGUAGUAUUAACAGUGACCCUGAAGCCAAGUGUUAUGCCGUGCGCUCUCUGGGCUGGGUAGAGAUGGCUGAAGAGGACUUGGCUCCUGGUAAAAGCAGCGUCGCUGUUAACAACUGUAUCCGUCAACUGUCCUAUUGCAAGAAUGACAUCCGAGACACCGUGGGCAUUUGGGGAGAGGGGAAGGAUAUGUACCUCAUUCUAGAGAACAACAUGCUGAAUCUGGUCGACCCUAUGGAUCGCAGUGUUUUACACUCUCAGUCAAUCACAAGCAUUCGUGUAUGGGGCGUUGGCCGUGAUAAUGGAAGGGAUUUUGCGUAUGUAGCACGAGAUAAGGACACUCGGAUAUUAAAAUGUCAUGUGUUCCGCUGUGACACCCCUGCCAAAGCCAUCGCUACCAGUCUGCACGAGAUCUGUUCAAGGAUUAUGGCAGAGCGCAAGAAUGCCAAAGCUAUGGCUGGAGGAUCCCUACAGGACAGGACACACGCUGGGCUUGAUGUCCCACUACAAGCAGAGUUCCCCACACCAAAGACUGAAUUGGUGCAGAAAUUCCAGGUGUUAUAUGUUGGCAUGAUGCCAGUUGCUAGACCUUUAGGCAUGGACAUUCUCAAUGGUGCAAUAGAUAGUUUGAUAACAUCAUCAACCCGAGAAGACUGGAUGCCUGUGAUGCUGAAUGUAGCUGAUGCAACAGUCACAGUCAUCAAAGAGAAGGAGGAAGAGGAGGUCCUAGUGGAGUGUCGUGUACGUUUCCUGUCAUUCAUGGGAGUAGGAAAAGAUGUGCAUUCAUUUGCAUUUAUCAUGGACUCUGGGAACCAGCACUUUGAGUGUCAUGUGUUUUGGUGUGAGCCCAAUGCUGGCAGUGUGUCAGAGGCUGUUCAGGCAGCAUGCAUGUUGCGUUAUCAGAAGUGUCUGGUGGCACGCCCUCCAUCUCAGAAAGCCUGCUCACAGAUGCCCCCUGCUGAUUCAGUCACGCGCCGUGUCUCCACCAGUGUCAAACGUGGAGUUCUUUCCCUCAUCGACACACUCAAACAGAAGAGACCCAUCACUGAGCUUCCCCAGUGAUCUGACACACAUGCACGCACACUCACUGUCACACGCUCUGCAUGCUUAUAACAAUCACAAUGUUCUGUAUAUACCAGUCACAUAAUUGAAAUGAAGAGGAAGUCAAGGACGAAAACAAACAUGAGCUGGUGCCACAAAAAUAUACCCUUUAUUCAGAAACACACACCUGAUCCACUAACUUCUAUAUGUCAGUUGUGAGUAUCUGCAUGGGAAGCCACAUCUCUGAAGCAUGACAUAAAUCAGCAGGCUCCAUCCAGCUACAAAACACCGCCCUAUCUGGGCAAAGCCUGAUUGAAGUUCCUCAGCAGAGAUGACUUCAAUAGAAUGAAAGUUUGUGUGUGUGUGAUUCAAAACAAAUAUGGCUUCUUUGCCUCACCAGAGGUUCUUUGGUAUUGUGACAGUUAGUAACUGUAGCUGCAUGAUCAUAUGUGUGUGCGGAGUGUGUGUGUGUGUGUGUAGAGGAGCUUGAUGCUGCUUAAUUUGCUAAAGGAUGUUUGUACUUUAAGUGUCAUGAAACAACCUAUUUUUGUUACUUUCUAUGUUACACCCUUUAUUAUGAACCAGUUAGUUUUGGUCCUCUAAUCUGAUUGGAAAAGUGGUGUUCCAAGAGUGCUAAUAUUUAGUAUACACGGCACUGGGACGCUUCACUGUUUGUAUCACUCCGCUUGUCUGUGUUUGCAACAUUCUAGACAGGCUGUCAGUCUGUGCGUUGCUCGGCGACACGUAAGCCUGCUUUGGCUUCAUUUGGAACUAUUUUCAUUAGCGGAGCAAAUAUAGACAAAAUAACUGGCCAUCUUGUGUCUAAAAUGGAAGUUACUCGAUAUCAACUUUUUGUUUAUAAAACUGUUGUAUAAAACCGCUACCACACUUGCAUUCAUGCUGUUGUUCUGAAUAUCAGCUGAUUAUCAAUACAACAGCACUCCUGCUCGUGUGAUAUUGCUUUAAGGAAUAGUUCACCCAAAAAUGAAAAUUCUAUCAUCAUUUACUCACACUUAUGCCAUCCCAGAUGUGUAUGACUUUCUUUCUCCUGCA